GUCAAGUUUCCCUUUCCUUCCUUCCCUUCCCUUUCCUUUCCUUCCUCUCUCCCUCCUCCCAGGAUCCCCUCGGGGUUACAGACACGAGUCUCGUUAAACACACUAACCAACCAACCUCCCCUCUAGAUGGCGUCCAAGCCAGUCGUCGGUGUGUGUGCGACCUGCGGCUGCCCCGCGAAGCAAUGGUGUUCCAAGUGCAACUCCAUUUAUUUCUGUGGCAAAGACUGUCAAGUAAGCGCCUCAUAUACGGCACAUACAGCCCUUCUCAUUGUCCCCAUUUGUGUCGCCCGUCAGCGUCAGGCGUGGCCGGAACACAAAAAGCUCUGCGCUGCGCUUCAAGAGGAGUAUCUCAAGACUCACCCGCCCAAGAAACAGCAGGAAGGGACGAAGCAGCCGCAGCAGAAGCCACAGAAGCGACAGCAGGACGUGAACCUUAGAAGCAAGUGGUGGCGUCUGCGGUACGUGUGACAUUGUGUGACAUAGUAUGUGUGACUCAUUGACUUCCCUCCUUGCUUCAUCACUCAGGGCAGGCGCAUAUCGCACCAAAGAGGAGUUGCUGCAGCUGAUGGAGCCGUUUGAUUUGCCAGAGGGCCUGUCAGAGCACGAGGAGAACGCACGCAUCAAGAGAAUGUUUGGUCUAUGUGACAUUCAAGAGACACUCAAAUUCUAUCCCCCCCAGGGCGAUAACUGGUAACACUAUGCCUGGCAUAUGGAAUAGCUCUCAGAGCAGAAUGUGGAUGCACUGCACUUGCAGGUACCACUAUGGCCUUGCCGACCCGACGAAUCGCUCCGGACCUGUGAAUCAGGUGGCCUCUCGUACCACCCAUCGGAACUUGGCCAGACCCAUCCAUGGAGAUGUGUUCAUCGUGUGAGCAGCAAGAGGGAGGGGCAGGGAGAGCAGUGUACGACACAUGCAUACACCAUUUCCAUGUGUCUGUUUUCGCUGCAGUAAGAGCGGGCCAACUUGGACGGGCCACUUCCCAGGUAUCUCCUCGUGUGCUUGAAAGCGGUGACGCAUCUUCAUCCGACUGUUGUCCUGUGUGCAGGCUCGUGGGAGGCGGAGCCACUGCUGAAGAAAGGCGACCUUGCCGAUGCCAUAAUGUGGUAUGAGACCCAGGACGGGCACCAGACAUUUGUCCAGCGGGAACACUCGGUGAGUGAGUGAUGACACAUCAGCCAGCAAAAGAUGUGCGUGAUCUUUGUCUACUUGUCUGCAGCGGGCGUGCAGGCGUUUCGGUGUGAACGUGCCGCCCGACGUCUUCACUGUGCUGGCAUAGCGGUCAAGAUACGCAGAGCACAGUUGCCGUGCGUGUCCCUGGUCGCGUGUGGUCCUUUUCUGUACUUAUGUCUUUCUCGUCUUUCGUCCGUAGCUGCUUUUUCAUGAGUAAACGUGUGAUGCGAUCCUGUGGAUGUAGAAAAGCAGCGAGAAUUCGAGCAGUCGUGACUGAGACUGGGGGCGCAUGCAUGCGGUGUGUGGGUUGAAACGUGUACGUACUCGUCCGGCCUCCCAUCAGCCAGCUCUUCUUUCCGCCACGUAUGUACGGCAGCUGUCCCUCCAUCGCCAAUCAGGUGUUUGGAAGCGGUGUUCCGCGCCUCCCAACGAGCGCCGC
Molecule: messenger RNA, 1610 nt
Organism: Vitrella brassicaformis
Lineage: Eukaryota; Vitrellaceae
Source: the annotation of a GenBank genome assembly